CCUGCGGCCACACCCACCGGACUGGACUGGCAGCCCGCCAGACGAGGAGGGGACCUGGCCCUGCCUCAGCACUGGCACCGGCACCCAACUUGGCCUGGCUGGCCGCCCCUCCAACGCAGUGCAGCGGGCUGCCCGUGGCGUGUCGUGUCGUGGGCCUGGAUGGAUGGGAUGGAUGGAUGCAUGCUUGUUGCUGAAGCAGCUGCGCACCUCCAUCUCCCCCUCCACCUCCCCCUCCACAAUAAAGCCAGCUCCCGCCUUCCCUCGCUCUUCUUGUCCCUCUUCCCAUAUUCCCUCUUCUCGCACAAAUCUCCUCCUGCCUUCGCCCUCAUACAUCUGGCCGCCUGCCUGCCGCCUUGCCUCGCACUGCAUUUGACUUGGUUUUGUUUGUUACGCAGCACAACACUCGAUAUCCCCCCUCCAAGGCCCAGGCAUCGUCAUCACCAUGUGUGGCAUCUUCGGUUACAUCAACUAUUUGGUGGAGAAGGACCGCAAGUUUAUCCUCGACACUUUGAUCAACGGCCUGUCCCGUCUUGAGUACCGAGGAUACGACUCUGCUGGUCUGGCCGUCGACGGCGACAAGAAGAAUGAAGUCUUUGCGUUCAAGGAGGUUGGCAAGGUCGCUAAGCUGAAGAAGCUCAUCGACGAGUCCGACAUCAAGCUUGAAAAGGUCUUUGAUUCACAUGCUGGCAUCGCCCACACGCGGUGGGCGACCCACGGCCCUCCUUCCACCACCAACUGCCACCCUCAUCGAUCUGACCCCAACUGGGAGUUCACCGUUGUCCACAAUGGCAUCAUUACCAACUACAAGGAGCUCAAGACGCUGCUCGGCAGCAAGGGCUUCAAGUUCGAGACCGAGACUGACACCGAGUGCAUCGCCAAGUUGACCAAGUACAUUCACGACCAGCACCCCCAGAUCGGCUUCACGGAUCUGGCCAAGGCUGUCAUCCAGGAGCUCGAGGGCGCCUACGGCCUGCUCAUUAAGUCGGUCCACUACCCCCACGAGGUCAUUGCCGCCCGUAAGGGUUCGCCCCUCGUCAUCGGCGUCAAGACGGAGCGCCGCAUGAAGGUCGACUUUGUCGACGUCGAGUACGCCGAUGACAACACCGCUCUUCCCGCCGAGGCUGCCUCGCAGAACGUCGCUCUUAAGAAGAAUGCCGGCGACUUCCUCGCCCCGAGCAACUCGAACCUCCUCGGAGCUCCCGACAAGUCGCUCCUCCACCGCUCUCAAUCCCGCGCCUUUAUGACCGACGACGGGAUGCCCAUGCCCACCGAGUUCUUCCUCUCCUCCGACCCGUCGGCCAUUGUCGAGCAUACCAAGAAGGUCAUGUACCUCGAGGAUGACGACAUUGCCCACAUUCACGAGGGCUCCCUCAACAUCCACCGCCUCAAGAAGGCCGAUGGCAGCUCCAACGUGCGAACCAUCCAGACCCUGGAGCUUGAGCUCCAGGAGAUCAUGAAGGGCAAGUUCGACCACUUCAUGCAGAAGGAGAUCUUCGAGCAGCCCGAGUCGGUUGUCAACACCAUGCGUGGCCGCCUCGACAUCGCCAACAACACCGUCACCCUGGGCGGCCUGCGAUCCUACAUCUCCACCAUCCGCCGCUGCCGGCGCAUCAUCUUCAUUGCUUGCGGCACGAGCUACCACUCCUGUAUGGCGGUGCGUGGUAUUUUCGAGGAGCUUGCUGAAAUUCCCAUCUCGGUCGAGCUCGCCUCCGAUUUCCUCGACCGCGAGGCUCCCGUCUUCCGCGAUGACACCUGCGUCUUCGUCUCCCAGUCGGGCGAGACGGCUGACUCCCUGAUGGCGCUGAGGUACUGCCUGGAGCGUGGCGCCCUCACCGUUGGUAUCGUCAACGUCGUCGGCUCCUCCAUCUCCCUGCUCACCCACUGUGGCGUGCACGUCAACGCUGGCCCCGAGAUCGGUGUCGCCUCCACCAAGGCCUAUACCUCGCAGUUCAUCGCCAUGGUCAUGUUCGCUCUGUCUCUUAGUGAGGACCGUGCCUCCAAGAAGAAGCGCCGUGAGGAGAUUAUGGCUGGCCUGUCCGAGAUUUCUGGUCAGAUCAAGCAGAUUCUCGACCUCGACAAGCCCAUCAAGGAGCUUUGCCAGAAGGUCUUCCAGAACCAGAAGUCGCUGCUCCUCCUCGGUCGUGGCAGCCAGUUCUCGACUGCUCUCGAGGGUGCCCUCAAGAUCAAGGAGAUUUCAUAUCUCCACUGCGAGGCUGUCAUGUCUGGUGAGCUGAAGCACGGCGUCUUGGCCCUCGUGGACGAGAAUAUGCCAAUCAUCAUGAUCCUCACGCGCGACGAGAUCUUCAAGAAGUCCCUCAACGCCUACCAGCAAGUUAUUGCUCGUGGCGGCAAGCCUAUUGUCAUCUGCAACGCCGGCGAUGAGGAGUUCAAGGCGUCUGAUGCCACCAAGAUCGAGGUGCCCAAGACGGUUGACUGUCUGCAGGGCCUUCUCAACGUCAUCCCUCUCCAGCUUAUUGCUUACUGGCUGGCCGUCCUUGAGGGCCUGAACGUGGACUUCCCUCGCAACCUGGCCAAGUCUGUGACUGUCGAGUAAAAGGGGGAUUUGGCGGAAGCGAAAAGUUCGUGCGUGUCUCGCUGGCGCGCCACCACGACUUAUGGCGUGAUUGUUGGGCAGCUGGCGAAGCCUUGUGAUUUGCGUUUGGGAGGCUGGCGCUUGCCCGCCGAGUUGACGGCCGGGGGGGUUGAACAGGAGUUGGCUUUAUCUUGAAAAACGGGCGAACUCUUGGCAAGGAACACUGGGUAUACAGCAAUUUGGUAAUAUCGGGCCAUGGCAGGUUUGGGACUCGCUUCGUGUGGUCCUUGCCGCGGUAGAAGGGACGGGCAAGGAGGAUCGUCAUAGUAUGCAGUCAGCUCCGCGUGGCUGGCGUUGAUACAGACAAGUAGCAAUUGUGAUUAGCGUCUAUGCCUGUGCAGCAGCAUGGUGUUAUAGCAGCACACAAAUGACACGAAUGCUCGUUAUUUCAA
Purpureocillium takamizusanense is the source of this 2985-nucleotide messenger RNA. Its product is annotated as Glutamine--fructose-6-phosphate transaminase (isomerizing). Gene Ontology annotation, molecular function: L-glutamine:D-fructose-6-phosphate transaminase (isomerizing) activity; carbohydrate derivative binding. Bases 443 to 2554 code for a protein of 703 amino acids. The record is from RefSeq and is a predicted model, not a curated record. The transcript has 5 exons. Lineage: Eukaryota; Fungi; Ascomycota; Sordariomycetes; Hypocreales; Ophiocordycipitaceae. Gene Ontology annotation, biological process: protein N-linked glycosylation; fructose 6-phosphate metabolic process; UDP-N-acetylglucosamine metabolic process.